Molecule: messenger RNA, 1117 nt
Organism: Teleopsis dalmanni
Lineage: Eukaryota; Metazoa; Arthropoda; Insecta; Diptera; Diopsidae
Product: cuticle protein 16.5-like
Exons: 2
Coding region: 106-660 (184 amino acids)
Source: RefSeq, a predicted model, not a curated record
GCAAUCUACUUUCUGCUAUAAAAGUUUGAGCCAGUCUUGUUGUUAUCAUUAGUAAGGUUCUUAGUUUCAAACCGUUAAGAAAGUAAACAAAUUCUAUCAAUCAAAAUGAAGUGCGUCUUUGCCGUUGUCCUUCUUGCCUUGGCCCUUGGUGUGCAAUCAUCAGUUUUGCCACUCGGUCUUGGUUUAGCACAUGGUCCUUUAGUGCUCUCUGGUACACCACCAGCCACAGUUGCCGUGCAAGCUUCGGUCGCUUCAGUACCCGUUGUUUCAACUGCUAUACAAGCUUCCGUCGCAUCCGUACCUGUAGUAUCAGCUGCCGUUCAUGCUGCCCCAGCUGUUGUUGCCGCCGCUCCAGCAAUUGUUGCCGCAGCACCAGCCAUUUCAGUUGCUGCUGCUCCAGCAGUCAUUGCCGCAGCUCCAGCCAUUUCAGUUGCUGCUGCUCCAGCAGUCGUUGCCGCUGCUCCAGCCAUUUCAGUUGCUGCUGCUCCAGCUGUUGUCGCAGCUGCUCCAGCUGUUGUCGCACCUGCUGCCGUUGCUGUGGUACCCGCUGCUGGCACAUAUGUCGCUAAGACUCGUGGCGCUGUCCAUGUCGCACCAUUGGCUGGACAUCUCAGCUCUGCUGCUUCCGUUAAUCUACAACCCGCGCCUGGCACACACUAAGUUGAAUGCGAAAUUUUUAAUUUAUUUGUGUGCAAUGUAGACGAAUGAUGAUGGCCUGACCGCAUUUUCAAUUGACUCCAGCUGCAUGUGAAAUUUAGUUAUAACUUAAAACUUAAAGUUGCAACACAAAAACAAAAUUACAUAUAAGAUUUAAUUUUAAACUUAUUUUCUUUUCUUUAAAUUUUUCUUUUUCGUUUCCUUUUUGAGUUUAUUUCUAUCAUUCUUUGUGAUAUUGGUUCGCCACAUUUAUGCUCAUUACAUUCAUAUCUGCAUUUAUGUGAUUUAUCCUUACGCUCUUCUAAGUCACGAAUUCUAUCUAUUUAUCUGUCCUUUCAUUAUAAUAGUUUCCGAUCUUUAAGACAAGCAUUUGAAAACAUUCUUAAAGACGAAGAGACUCCCUAUCCUCAUGUUGUCAACUAAGAUACUUUGAAUAAAAAUAAAAUAAAUAUAUUUUUGU